This is a messenger RNA of Trifolium pratense (red clover), 1685 nucleotides long. Its product is annotated as enoyl-[acyl-carrier-protein] reductase [NADH], chloroplastic-like. Gene Ontology annotation, biological process: fatty acid biosynthetic process. Lineage: Eukaryota; Viridiplantae; Streptophyta; Magnoliopsida; Fabales; Fabaceae. The coding region runs from base 255 to 1430 and encodes 391 amino acids. The record is from RefSeq and is a predicted model, not a curated record. Gene Ontology annotation, molecular function: enoyl-[acyl-carrier-protein] reductase (NADH) activity. The transcript has 13 exons.
AGACAGGAGUUACCCACACAACACAACACACAGGAAAACCUCGCUAACUAAGCAUUUGUUCGACACUUCCAAAGUUUCUUUCUUUUAUGUAACAACAGCGGCUAUAACAAUAACACUGCACCAUUUUCCUCAUUCAAUCCAACCCCACCUAAUUACUCCUUAUCUUUUUCCAUUCUAACAUCAACACUUUUCUCCUACAUUGCUGCUUUGACAACCCCAUCAGGAUUUCUUCUACCAUACUAAACACAUUGAAGAUGGCAACAUCGUUUUCUAGCUUGCAAAUUGCAAUGUCAAGAUCAUGCAUUCCUUCAUCACAAAAGUUUGCCGAUGUCAGCACUGUGGUUCUUGGUAGCAAGUCCAAGACGGGAUCAUGGAAUAAACUUGCAAGUGCAUGUCAUGUUGCAUCGGUGCAGCCCUUCCAAAGGAGCUUUACAUCAUCAUCCGCAAAAUCUGUUAAAAUUGUGACGAAGGCAACGUCUGAGUCUAAUGUAACAAGUCCAAUUUCAGGAUUGCCAAUUAAUUUGAAAGGUAAAAGGGCCUUUAUUGCUGGUGUGGCCGAUGACAAUGGAUACGGAUGGGCAAUUGCAAAAUCUCUUGCUGCAGCAGGAGCUGAAAUUCUUCUUGGCACAUGGGUUCCUGCUCUGAAUAUUUUUGAGUCCAGCUUACGACGUGGGAAAUUUGACGAAUCACGCGUAUUACCUGAUGGUUCGUUAAUGGAAAUUACCAAAGUUUAUCCCUUGGAUGCUGUUUUUGACAAUUAUGAGGAUGUACCAGAAGAUAUAAAAACAAACAAGCGCUAUGCUGGAUCCAGCAAAUGGACAGUUAAGGAAGUUGCUGAAUCUGUUAAGGAAGAUUUUGGCAGCAUAGACAUCCUUGUGCACUCACUUGCCAAUGGACCAGAGGUGACCAAACCACUGUUGGAGACUUCUCGGAAUGGAUAUCUUGCUGCGUUAUCUGCAUCUAGUUACUCCUAUGUUUCUUUACUCAAGCAUUUUCUUCCAAUCUUGAACCCAGGUGGAUCUUCACUCUCUCUCACAUACAUCGCUUCAGAGAGGAUCAUUCCCGGAUAUGGUGGUGGAAUGAGUUCUGCAAAAGCUGCACUCGAAAGUGAUACACGAGUGCUUGCUUUUGAAGCUGGUAGAAAGCGCAAAAUUAGAGUCAAUACUAUAUCUGCUGGUCCACUAAGAAGUCGUGCUGCAAAAGCAAUUGGAUUCAUUGAAAAGAUGAUUGAUUAUUCAAUAGCCAAUGCACCUCUACAGAAAGAGCUUUCUGCAGAGGAGGUGGGCAAUGCAGCUGCGUUCUUGUCAUCACCUUUAGCAUCAGCUAUCACGGGUACUGUUCUAUAUGUUGACAAUGGUCUGAAUGCUAUGGGCGUUGGAGUUGACAGUCCCAUAUUUAAAGAUCUCGACCUUCCUAAGGAGCAACAUUAAGUAGACAUUUUUUUCUCUUUACUCUCUUCCCAACUAAGUCAAUGUAGUCUUCACUUAGAGUAUUUGUUUCACUUUUUUGUAGGCUAUUUUUCGCAGUUUUUGUGUUGUAGACUUAAAAUCUUUCUAUCUAUUUCGCAGUCUUCACUUAGGUCAUAUGAUUAUGAAUGUAAUAAUAAUGUAACAAUUUGAAAUAUGAACCGUCUGAUCUUAGUUUGAUGGUUGAGACUUGAGAUUGUAUGAUUGCGGAUUUUCUAA